Vicia villosa (hairy vetch) is the source of this 431-nucleotide messenger RNA. RefSeq lists its product as uncharacterized. The coding region runs from base 66 to 431 and encodes 121 amino acids. The transcript is spliced from 2 exons. Lineage: Eukaryota; Viridiplantae; Streptophyta; Magnoliopsida; Fabales; Fabaceae. The record is from RefSeq and is a predicted model, not a curated record.
AGCCCAUCAUCCGCUUUACUAUCUCAAUCCCAAACAUCAAGAAGCUGAAAAUAAUCAAGGAGAAAAUGUCGUCAAGCGCUUUGGAUAGGUUUGUGGUUCGUUAUGGGGAUAUUCUGGAUCUGCUAAGGGAUUUUCAGUUGGCUCCAACCUUGGAAGAGAUGGAUGCUAUGCUAGGAUUUUCAAGGACUAAAAAGGAAUUUUACACAGGAAUUGGGAAAGAAGUUGAGAUUUCUGACUUGGCCAAAGCCUUAGGAGUACCCGCUACGGAUUUAGAAUCUAAUUACAAGAAUGAUGGUGAUGUACAUGGGAUUAAGAGAUCUUACUUAGAGUCUCAAGCUAUGUGUUAUGCUCAAAAGAAACAAUGGGACAUUUGCGGACAUUUGCGGACAUUUUUUGGCUCUUUUAAUUUUUGGUGUUGUUUUAUUACCUAA